AUGCAGGCCUCAUAUAAACGACAUAGUGUUAACAAGGAAGAUCAUGUGAUAAGGUUAAUACUGGUUAACAAUGGAGAAAGAUUGCAUAGCUCUGCUUGGGGGAUUGACAUCAUCAAAGAAAUAAAACCUUCUUUGAAUGGUCAUAGGUUCAUAGUUAUAACAAUUAACUACUUCUCGAAAUGGGUCAAAGCCGAGUCAUUUACCACAAUGGGGGCAAGGCAGAUGGCCAGAUUUAUAGAAAGAAACUUGAUCUGCAAAUAUGGGGUCCUAUAUCACGUCAUGACGGAUAAUAGGGUACAGUUUAUGGGUGAGAUAGCGGACCUGCUAGCAGAAUACAAGAUCGAGUAUCACAGCUCUUCUCUGUAUAGACCUCAGGCGAAUAGAGCGGUAGAAGCAGCCGACAAGAAUGUAAAGAAAAUACUUUCGAAGAUAGUAUGGAAUCACAAGGACUGGUCAUUUCGAUUACCCUUUGCACUUUAG
This is a messenger RNA of Ricinus communis (castor bean), 480 nucleotides long. RefSeq lists its product as uncharacterized. NCBI's taxonomy places the organism in Eukaryota, Viridiplantae, Streptophyta, Magnoliopsida, Malpighiales, Euphorbiaceae. Gene Ontology annotation, biological process: DNA integration. The transcript has 2 exons. The record is from RefSeq and is a predicted model, not a curated record. Gene Ontology annotation, molecular function: nucleic acid binding. Bases 1 to 480 code for a protein of 159 amino acids.